AUGAAGUUCACAAGCACACUCACCGCAGCGAUCUCGUCGUUGUUGUUUGCCGGCAUCUCACACGCCGCAGACUUCCCCACCGUCGAAGUUGUCGGAAACAAGUUCUUCUACUCCAACAACGGCUCCCAGUUUUACAUCAGGGGUGUCGCGUACCAGCAGAACACGGCCAACCUGUCCUCGGAUGCCUCUUACGUCGACCCGUUGAUUGAUGAAGACGCGUGUAAGAGAGACAUUCCUUACUUGACCCAGUUGAACACAAACGUCCUCAGAAUCUACGCCCUCAAUGCCACGGGGAACCACGAUGCCUGCAUGGAGGCACUUCAGGACGCAGGCAUCUACGUCAUUGCCGAUUUGUCUGCUCCAAAAGAAUCUAUCAUCACUGACAACCCAGAGUGGACUACUGAGUUGUACGAAAGAUACACCUCCGUCAUUGACAUGAUGCAAGGCUACGAUAACGUUCUUGGUUUCUUCGCCGGUAACGAAGUCGUCACAAACUCUACCAACAGUGACUCUGCUCCAUUUGUUAAGGCCGCCAUCAGAGACAUGAAGGCCUACAUCUCUGACAAGGGUUACAGAGACAUCCCUGUCGGUUACUCUGCUAACGACGACUCUCAUACUAGAGCCUCCUCCGCCGACUUCUUUGCAUGUGGUGAAAAUGACGUCAAGGCCGACUUCUAUGGUAUCAACAUGUACGAGUGGUGUGGUGACGCCAGCUUCUCCUCCUCUGGUUACGAGGACAGAACCAAGGAAUUUUCCAAUUUAACCAUUCCAAUUUUUUUCUCUGAAUACGGUUGUAACUCCGAACACCCAAGAAAGUUCACCGAAGUUGGCACGCUUUUCUCCGACAAGAUGACUGACGUCUGGUCUGGUGGUAUUGUCUACAUGUAUUUCGAAGAAGAAAACAACUAUGGUUUAAUAUCUCUCAAGGGUAACUCCGUAUCCACUUUGGGCGACUUCACCAACUUGAAGAGCGAAAUGAAUGCUAUUCACCCAAGCAGUGCAACGGUUUCUCAAGCUUCUGCUAGUGCUCACCAACUGAAAUGUCCAGUUACCGGUGGUAACUGGAUUGCUGCCACCGCUUUGCCACCAACCCCAGAGCAGGACGUUUGUGACUGUAUUUCAAAGGCUUCCCUUUGUGUCGUUGACGACGAUGUUGAUGACGAUGAUUACGCUGAUUUGUUUGGUACCGUCUGUAACUACAUCUCUUGCGACGACAUCAAUGCUGAUGGUUCUGAGGGUGAUUACGGUCCUUACUCAUUCUGCUCUUCAAAAGAAAAGCUGAACUACGUUUUGAACAAGUACUACGAAGACCAAGGAAAGAAGAGUUCUGCAUGCGACUUUUCUGGUUCUGCUACUGUUGUCUCUGCAUCUUCUGCUUCCACUUGUUCUUCUGUUCUCAAGAAUGCUUCUGCUAGUGGAGGUGCUUCUGGCGGUGGAAAGAGCAAGCAGGCAACUGCAACUUCUGACGGACAGACCGGUAAGAGUACCAAAACUGCCAAGAAGGAUGAUAGCAGCAAGGACGAAUCUUCUUCUCAGACCUCAGCUGUUUCAAGCAUCAGCUCUUCCUCCAAGGCUGGCGCAUCUGGCCUUGAAACUCCUUUCCGUUCUCUAGGUCUUUCAUCUGCAUACAUUGUGACAUUGGUUGCUUCCGUGACCCUCGGAGGUAUAACCAUGAUUCUAGUCUAA
Pichia membranifaciens NRRL Y-2026 is the source of this 1686-nucleotide messenger RNA. RefSeq lists its product as hypothetical. Gene Ontology annotation, molecular function: 1,3-beta-glucanosyltransferase activity. Lineage: Eukaryota; Fungi; Ascomycota; Pichiomycetes; Pichiales; Pichiaceae. Gene Ontology annotation, biological process: fungal-type cell wall (1->3)-beta-D-glucan biosynthetic process. The record is from RefSeq and is a predicted model, not a curated record. The transcript has a single exon. The coding region runs from base 1 to 1686 and encodes 561 amino acids. Gene Ontology annotation, cellular component: fungal-type cell wall; cytoplasm.